Aedes albopictus (Asian tiger mosquito) is the source of this 6012-nucleotide messenger RNA. RefSeq lists its product as uncharacterized. NCBI's taxonomy places the organism in Eukaryota, Metazoa, Arthropoda, Insecta, Diptera, Culicidae. Gene Ontology annotation, biological process: chromatin remodeling. Gene Ontology annotation, cellular component: nucleus. The transcript has 2 exons. The coding region runs from base 4051 to 5373 and encodes 440 amino acids. The record is from RefSeq and is a predicted model, not a curated record.
AUAAGCAUUUGAAAAGCCGACUCAAGUGGCUUUACAUUGACCUACGUUAAUUAACAAAGGGGCGAUUCUACUGAUUGUGCAUAAUAUAAUGACUGAAAUGACACAUUACAUCAACAAGGCACAACAAUUAUUUGUUAUUCAUUGAUAUUGUAAUUUGAUCCGUUUGAAUGUGAAACGUUUAUUUCAAAUACCCUAAUUGUUGUACCCAAUCGAUUCUAGGAUUAGAGGAGUGAGUGUUCCAGUUAGUUGCCAGAAAUUCUCUUUAUAUACGGGUUAUAUGCAUCGAGCAGCAUUGAGGGCCCAUAUAGCCGAGGCGGUAAACGCACGGGUAUUCAGCAUGACCAUGCUGAGGGUGACGGGUUCGAUUCCCGGUCGGUCCAGGAUCUUUUCGUAAAGGAAAUUUUCUUGACUUCCUUGGGCAUAGAGUAUCUUCGUGCCUGCCACACGAUAUACGCAUGCAAAAUGGUCAUUGGCAGAGGAAGCUCUCAGUUAAUAACUGUGGAAGUGCUCAUAGAACACUAAGCUGAGAAGCAGGCUUUGUCCCAAUGAGGACGUUACGCCAAGAAAAAGAAAAGAAAGAUGCAUCGAGCAAAAAAUAUAUGGGGUCUCAGUUAUCAAUAGCAAUUAAAAAAUCAAAUUGGUAUUGAUUUUUGAGAGAUUCAUAACUUUUUAUGCAAGCAAAGUUCAUAUUUUUUCUUCGAUGCAACUUUGUUAUUACCCUGAAAACACACUAAAUCCACAUCUUGCUCACAGAUCGAAAUAUGUGGAGUACAGACAUGAUGGGAUAAACCGUGCAGAGCAUAUCAGAUUGACAUAUUAAAACAUGGCUUUUCCACUAAGUUAUAUGUAUAAAAGUGAAUUUGUGGAGUACUGGGCAAAAAAAAAAUAGUAAAUUCAGCUAUAAAAAUCACAAUCUGGGUAAAAAUAUUAUUUUAGCGAUUUAUGAAUAUUUGGUCAUAUGCUACACAUAUGAUUUCUUUUUAUUUGAGGUAUUUUCGAAAUUUAAAUAAACAAACUUUGAACAAAACAUUAUAAACUGAAUGAAAUAACAAGGGCAAUGUUAGGCGUUUAUCGGUGCAUGGAGAUUUCUGUCCCAAUUUAUAAAAUUGAUUCCUAUUCGUAAAAACACGCUUCGGCCAGAUGUACAAUCUACUAUGAUCGAUUUGGUGUCCGGCGAUUUGGCCGAAUGCCGUUUGGCCGAACGCCAUUUGGCCGAAUGCCAUCUGGCCGAAUGGGUCGUUUGGUCGAAUGCCGUUUGGCCGAAUUAUGACCAAAAGAAUUCAGAUGAAAUUGCUUACACUCUGGCUACCAAUAUGAUCAUCAGAAAUAUUUCCUUCUUUUAAUCAUAGGCUUUUCUUUCUAGUUUUAACAUUCACGCAUUAGCUGGCGCUGAAGCUGCCAAUAUUUCAUCAAAGAUUUUUUCUUCUUUGUAUCAUAGGCUGUUCUAUCAAGUUACAGUGAGGAUUCGCUCGUUGGGUCACGACUGCGCCCCGAUUAGCGAAUCGUGUUCGUUCGUUGGGGCAACUGACAACUGAUCAAAAUGCUCUAGACACACGCAAGUGACGAGAAAUACGUCACGAAACACUCACAUACUUGCGCAAACGGUCUGUAUACAGGAGCUGCGAUGCGACGACGGUCAGACGUCAAACUCGCUUUGACAUCGAUUUUGACAUUGACAGUGCUUUUUAGUUGGGUUUUGCCCCAGCUAGCGAACAUCCAACCAUCGAGACAGCCCAUCUAAUGAGCCGCCAACGAACGAAUCGGGACUGUAUACUGAUGCGGGGAAAAGUGGCAUGAUCACUUAAGUUCAUCAUUCAUUUUUCGGCCAAACGGCAUUCGGCCAAAUGACAUUCGGCCAAAUGACCCUUUCGGUCAAAUGGCGUUCGGCCCAGCGGCAUUCGGCCCAAUGGCGUUCGGCCAAAUGACCCGGAACCGAUCGAUUUGCCGAGAGAAUAAGUUGCCCUUCAUUGACAAAAUAGUCAAAACGUUGUUGAACUCGGUUUUGCUAAAAAGUUCUCUGAGGUUUCAUAUGUAUAGCCACAUCCACAUGUAUAGUUUUGAUUUUUUUUAAAUUUGCAUUUUUCAAGAAAUAUCUUAAAAGUGCCAUUUCAUCAUAACUUUGUUCAACGUUCAAUAAGUGCCUAUGUUUUAAAGACUUUUCAAGCAUUAAAAGGGUGACAAAGGGUGGCAGAUUUGUUUUCUUCAUCAAGAAGGGUUUUUGUAGGCCAACUUGCUUGAAACUAGGUUGUACAACGCAGUUUGAUUAAGGACUGUUCAUUAAAGAAAGUGGACACCUGUUUUUCAAUAGAAAAUAUUUAUUUUCGAAUACAUUCAUAAGUUUAUUUUUAUUUAAUACAAUCAACAUACAUGUGGCCGAAUUCACGUGAGUUUGAACAUUUACUUCGCAUUUCUGAAGAAUGCUUGGACUUUCCUCUUGAUACCUCCCAUUAGAUUUUGCACAACUUUCUCCGUAACAUUUCGUUGUGCCGCAGACCAAAUUUUCUUGAAGCAAUCAACAGAGCUUGCUUCACUUCCAUCUUUCUUGAGAUGCCGCCUUAUUAUUGUCCAGUAUCUUUUCACAGGACGCAGUUCAGGGAAGUUUUGUGGAUUUUGCCAUUUUUCGACAAAAUCGACUUUUUUUGUCUUGAGCAUCUCUAUAACUAUGAAAAUUUAAAAUGUUCAUUGAAAGCGUAGUCGAUGGAAAUUUCGCAAGUGUUACGUCUGUUUAUCUGUGCAUGACAGUUCAAAAAUUAGUUGUCUAAAAAUAGUGUUUUACGAGAACGGUCCUACCUUCGCGAAAGAUUAACCAAACGAGCCCAUAUUUGUAUCAAUGGUGUACAUGAACAUAUAUAAGGUCGACAAACAGUCAAUUUUUUUUCAUUUUUUAUGCACUCUUUGAGAAGUUACAGCUUGUCGAAUUUUUUUGUGAGAGAAAAAAAAGUUGCCUAUCCCAAACAUUUCGGUCACUCCUGUAUAUUGUAUACACUUGCAAUUCUGUUAAAUGUUCUUUGAUUUUUCCUUAUAUUUAUGGGUCAUUCCGCGCCAAGUGACCGACCGCUUGCAAUCGACCAUCACGGAUUUGAACCAAAUUUGGCUGAAACAUUUAUUUAGAUGGUAAAAGAAAAAAUCCAAAUUUUGGUGCCGAUCGGAUGACCCCUCGGCCCGUGGCAGCACCCCUCGUUUUGGCCGAUAUGAAAAUUAUCCUCUCUUUCUUUUAUUUUUAUCAUUGAAACGAUUGCACAUACACAUUUUCGACGUUCGGCUUUUUUAAAGGAAAUCGUUCAGGGAAUCCAGAAAAAAUAUUUUUUUUUUUGAUACAGUGUUGCCAGAUAUCAUAUUUUUCAAUUUUAAAACUAAAAAUCGAUUUUUCUCAAAAUACUUAUAUUUUGAUUUUGAUUUGAUCCAAUAGCCUCUGCCCAGCAACUCCUAUCCCUACCUCCACGCGGUACCGGCCGGAAACUAUGAGCAACCUUAGGGAAGAUCGGGUAACCAACCCCGGUGGGAACUUUGGUCGUAGGCUGACAGGGAAGGGGGGGGUUUGCUUCGGUAAACCUGAGCGUCUGUUCUCCAGGAGGAGCGGCUCACAACAGCGUCUGAUCCCCAUGUUGGGGGCGGCUGAUCUACGUCCGAGUGCCAGGGAAGGACUCUAAGCUCAAGUGUGCACUAUGGUCCUCCGGAAAGUAGUUGGAUGGUGUCAGGCCCUACGAGCCAGCCGUAAAAAACCAUUGUAACGGAAAAUCAGCAACAGAAUACGAACCGAGACCAACGGCAACGACCCCAGCGAACAAAAAGGACUUGCGAUUGGAAACUCGGUACGUGGAACUGCCGAUCUCUCAACUUCGCCGCAUACUCGCCGAUCUACUGAAGGACCGCGGGUUCGGCAUCGUAGCGCUGCAGGAGGUGUGUUGGACAGGAUCCAUGGUGCGAACGUUUAGAGGUAAUCAUACCAUCUACCAGAGCUGCGGCAACACACGCGAGCUGGGAACAGCUUUCAUCGUGAUGGGUGAUAUGCAGAGGCGCGUGAUCGGUUGAUGGCCGAUCGACGAAAGAAUGUGCAGGUUGAGGAUCAAAGGCCGAUUCUUCAACUUCAGCAUAAUAAACGUGCACAGCCCACACUCCGGAAGUACUGAUAAUGACAAGGACGCAUUUUACGCACAGCUUGAACGCGAGUGCGAUCGCUGCCCAUGCCACGACGUCAAGAUCAUCAUAGGUGAUUUGAACGCUCAGGUAGGCCAGGAGGAGGAAUUCAGACCGACGAUUGGUAAGUUCAGCGCCCACCAGCUGACGAACGAAAACGGCCUACGACUCAUUGAUUUCGCCGCCUCCAAAAAUAUGGCCAUACGUAGCACCUUUUUCCAACACAGCCUCCCUUAUCGUUACACCUGGAGAUCACCACAGCAGACGGAAUCUCAAAUCGACCACGUUCUGAUUGACGGACGGCACUUCUCCGACAUUAUCGACGUCAGGACCUAUCGUGGUGCCAACAUCGACUCCGACCACUAUCUGGUGAUGGUCAAACUGCGCCCAAAAUUCUCCGUCAUCAACAAUGUACGAUACCGGCGACCGCCACGGUACAACCUAGAGCGACUGAAGCAACCGGAUGUCGCCUCAGCAUACGCGCAGAAUCUCGAGGCCGCGUUGCCAGACGAGGGCGAGCUCGAUGAGGCCCCUCUAGAGGACUGCUGGAGUGCAGUGAAAGCAGCCAUCAACGACGCAGCCGAGAGCACCAUCGGGUACGUGGAACGGAAUCAACGGAACGAAUGGUUCGACGAAGAGUGCAGAACGGUUUUGGAGGAGAAGAAUGCAGCGAGGGCGGUAAUGCUGCAGCAAGGGACUCGACAGAACGUGGAACGUUAUAAACAGAAGCGGAAACAGCAGACCCGCCUCUUUCGGGAGAAAAAGCGCCGCCUGGAAGAAGCGGAGUGUGAAGAAAUGGAACUGCUGUGCCGUUCCCAAGAAAAACGGAAGUUCUAUCAGAAGCUCAACGCAUCCCGCAACGGCUUCGUGCCGCGAGCCGAAAUAUGCAGGGAUAAAGACGGAGGCCUCUUGACGGACGGACGUGAGGUGAUCGAAAGGUGGAAGCAGCACUUCGAUCAGCACCUGAACGGCGUGGAGAACGUAGGCACGGGAGCCCACGGCAACGGAGGAAACGACGACGCCAGUGCAGCGGAGGACGGAAUUGAACCAACUCCCACGCUGAGGGAAGUUAAGGAUGCCAUUUACCAGCUCAAAACCAACAAAGCAGCUGGUAAGGAUUGUAUCGCAGCUGAACUCAUCAAGAUGGGCCCAGAAAAGUUGGCCACCUGUCUGCAUCGGCUGAUAGUCAGAUCUGGGAAACCGAACAGCUAUCGGAGGAGUGGAAGGAAGGGGUAAUCUGCCCCAUUCACAAGAAAGGCGACCAUUUGGAAUGUGAGAACUUCAGGGCGAUCACUAUUUUGAAUGCUGCCUACAAAGCGUUAUCCCAGAUCAUCUUCCGUCGUUUGUCACCUAAAACAAAUGAGUUCGUGGGAAGUUAUCAAGCCGGCUUCAUCGACGGCCGGUCGACAACGGACCAGAUCUUUACCGUACGGCAAAUCCUCCAGAAAUGCCAUGAAUACCAGGUCCCAACGCAUCACCUGUUCAUCGACUUCAGAGCGGCAUACGACAGUAUCGACCGCGCAGAGCUAUGGAGAAUCAUGGACGAAAACGGCUUUCCUGGGAAGCUGACUAGACUGAUUAAAGCAACGAUGGACGGCGUGCAAAACUGCGUAAGGGUUUCGGGAGAACUAUCUAGUCCAUUCGAAUCUCGCCGGGGACUGCGACAAGGUGAUGGACUCUCAUGUCUACUCUUCAACAUCGCUUUGGAAGGUGUGAUGCGACGAGCCGGGCUCAACAGCCGGGGAACGAUUUUCACAAAAUCCGGACAAUUUGUGUGCUUUGCGGACGACAUGGACAUUAUUGCCAGAACAUUUGGAACGGUGGCAGAGCUGUACUCCCGCCUGAAACGCGAAGCAGCAAAGGUCGGACUGGUGG